UUAGCAGCGUACUACUCUUGAUUCCUAGAAAUCAACAUGUCCUGGUUCCUCCAAACCGGUUAAUAAGAAUCAGUGAAAGGUCACAAUGAAAUGAGAUAUUUCCUCCCCCUCCCAGCUUUUAAGAACUGUAUCUGUGGCAGGGACCCGGUGGGUGUGAAAACACCAAAAAUAGGAAGUUCAGAGUCCGAGUCUCACACUUCAGCUCCACGGUGUUCAGGGCUGUAUCUGCUCCUUGAAAGGAGGCAUAUAGGGGUGUGGAAGCCUUCAGAGGGCAAAAGGUGCAGGGGAUACCCCAGCUUCAUUAUUUCCCAUGGGGAUCCAUUCCAGCCAUGGUCAUUGCUGAUUCCUGUAUCUGUAAAGACGCUCCAGCUGCCAGGGAGUGAGAACUGAGAGGGCCAGCGAUCCACCUGCUGUGAGGCGGCUAUCCCACCGGCAGCUCUUGGCUCAGGAGGUCUGACUAGGUGACCUAAUGGUCCCUUGUGGCCUUGAUGGAUCAGUGAAAGGUCCCCUCAGUGCAGGGAGGGGAGGUUUUGUAUCUCACAGAAGGUCCCAACCUCUCCCACCUGACCAACAGAGCUUGGCUUCCACAUUCAACAGGUGACAAAGAAGGAGUUAACAAGUGUGAGUGCAAGAACCCCAGGCUGGUGAUCAGCCCAGAGCACAGGGAGCAGGACUGAGCUGGUGGGCGCAGGCUGGUGUGAAGAUGAAGUUGUUCUGCAGUGCUCUGCUGGCUCUGUGCUGGGCUUUCAGGGUCGGAGAAUCUCGAGAGAGCCUCCCGAUGCAGAGCCUGCGCUGCUACAAUGACUUCACCUCCCGGACGACCUGCAUGUGGCAGGAGUGCACAGCGGCACGUCGCUUCAUCCAGGUGACUCUUCACCAUGAGGACAAUUCAGACAACUCCUCCUCACCCACUUUCUCUGCACAUGGGAGAAGCACACAGAUCCUAUGUGAGCCUCAGGGAGGCAAGGAGUUGCCCAUCUGCCAGGACUCCUGUGUCUGCUGGAGCUGCCACAGGAACAGCACCAUGUUUGUUUCUGGGCUGCGCGACAGUUACACUUUCAAACCCGAUCGGUUGCUGCAGGCCGAGCUGAAUGUCAGUCUCCUCCAGGUCCAGACCCUCCCACCACAGAAGCGUUGGAUCAAUGUCACAGAAGCAACCUGGAAAGCAGCUGGAGGGAGAAAGAGAAGACACCGGCUGCCCAAUGCACUGGAGCUUGACAUGACCUACAAGCGGGAGUGGGAAUCCCAGGAGAAAUCUUCCUCAGUGUCAGUCGCAAAAUCCUCCCAUUGCCUGCUGAGUUGUGAUGCCCUUGUGCCAGGCAGCACCUAUGUAGCUCGUGUGCGAUCCAAGCCAAGCCAGGGUGCUGGUUGGUCUGGGCAGUCCGGUGAAUGGAGCACUGCCGUGUCCUGGAAGUCCCAGGAAGGGGAUGAGGCUCAGCCCAAGAACCUUCGCUGCCUCUUCAAUGGGGUUGAUCGGCUAAUGUGCAGCUGGGAAGUGAGGACAGAAGUCACCAGCUCUGUCUUGUUCACGCUCUUCUAUAGAACCCCACCGGGAUCAGAAGAGACAGAAUGCUCUCCAGUCCAUGAGGAGGAAUUGCCUGGCAGCCACUACCUGUUCCACAGCUGUGAGAUCAAUGUCACCAACCCCAGCAGGCUGAGCCAGUACCUCAUAACUGUCCGGCCCAAGGAGGAGGAGAAACUGAUUCAAGCCUCCCAAAACAUCAAGCCGCUUGCGCCUAUCAACGUAACAAUGACAAAGAUGAAAGACCAGGAGUAUGAGCUGAGAUGGACAAAACAGAUCCUAAGCUAUGACCAUAUAGGCCAGAGAUAUGAAUUCUUAUAUUGGAAGACUGACUCCUUGGAGAAUGCCCAGAUUGUAAACAUCAGCAAUGACAAGCCUCCCCGCAUCUUCACCCUGCAGAUGCUGGAGCCCUCCACACGCUAUAGGGGAAAAAUGCGGGCGAGGGUGCACUCGGAUAGCUACAAGGGGCCCUGGAGCGAGUGGAGUGAGGAGUGCACCUGGGAAACUGAGAGUGUCCGGUCACCACUCAUUCUCCCAUUGCUGGUCCCAGUCUUCACCAUCAUGCUGAUAGCAUUUGGCUGGUGUGGUUAUAGAUGCCUACUCAGCAAGAAGGAAAAAUGGGAGGAAAAGAUUCCAAAUCCCGGCAAGAGCCAGCUGCUCCAGAGCUACUUCCAGAAAGGACCGCUCAGGAUUCCGCUGUCGAGCAGCAGGCUGGGCUUUGGCAAGCAGAGCCCUUCCGAGAAGACAGACAUGGUCAGCUUCAUCCAUGUGCUGGAUGGACCAAUGAAAGUUAGUUCAGCAGAGCUCCCUGCAGCCGUGGACGAUAGGAGGAUGUGCUUCUUUGGUGCACUGGACCCAGAGAACCCGUAUCAGACUCUUGAAAUGACAACUCCAGCUCCAUAUCCUGCAGCCCUGGCUGGCUGCCAUUCAAGUCAGGGCACCAGUCAGUCCCUGUCACCAGCCACGCUCCCCUGGAGGAGCAGUGCUAAGGCCACUGCUUCUCAGGCACCCAUGUCCUGCUUUGACUUUAAUGGUCCAUACUUGCACUUCCCCCAUGGGUGCUCCCUGCUUGACAUUCAUCAGGACUGGGAAACUGCCCCACCCCAGGGAACCCCUUCCCAGACCCUUCUGGUUGGGCAGGAGAGAGGAGCAGCUCAACUCCACCCCGUCUCACUUCCUGCUCAGGAAGAAAUGAAGCAGCCCCUUGCUGGAAGGCAAGAAGAGCCACAAGGCCAGCCAGCAGGUGGGGAAGUGGCGCAAGGGGACACCGAAGAUCAAAAGUCACAGAUGGCUGCCAUCUUAAACAACUCCUGUCAGAAAUGGCCAGUGGGAUACGUCACCACGGAAGAUCUGUCAUUGAUGUCAGCAAGAGAUUCUGCCCAUCUGUCCCCUGCACUGGCCCCGCCGGAGGGAAUGCUCACUGCUGCUGCCAUGUUGUCAUCCAACCCAUGACGGCCCAGGCCACGCAGGGCACCUCCAGCCCUGCAUUGAGCCCUGAGAGAACUCAUGUCGCACUCCCAGUUCCAGGUCCAGCAUCAGUCACUCCCUCUGGAGCGCACCAGCAUAUUUUUGGGAGUCACAUAAUGUUCCUCCAGGCCCCCUAUUACACUUCACAACCCAUCAGUGUUUCCUGAACCAGUGUUUCCUUUCUGUCAGAGGGGGCUGAUACUUCUAAAGCAGAGCCUGUGCACGAGAGUAACGUGGUCAUGUUCAACCCCGAUGACACUAGGCCAGUUUUUCUACACGAGAUGGAGGAAUACUGCUUCUUUCCUAGCCUCAAACCCACACACAGGCCAUUCAGCUCAUCAGAACUCUGAAGUGUGACGCUUACCUUGCAUUGCCACUUUGGGAAGGACCGAAACCAGCUGUCAGGGCCAGGGAACUCUGCUAACUCUGGGAGAGGACUGGUGAAGACAAGAGAGCAGGUGAUUGGAUGAAAAUUCCACCAUUCAAAGCAUGUCACCUCUAUUGUUUUCCCCCCUGUUCUCCACCCCUCUUACAUUGGGACACAAAAAUAGCAAUUCUUCUUUCCAGCCCUCUCCACUCCCAAAGGGGGUGGAAGACAUCAAUCAGCACCAUGUCCUUCUCAGCUGUAUUAGUAUAUUUGGAUACAGAAACCAGGAAAUAUAUCCCCAUUGGAGAGAGCUGCUCAUUACACACACUCUAAUCCCCUUGCCAUUACCAUGUUAGUCUUGCUAUGGUUCUGGUGCAGAACAUAAUGUUGAGUUCAAUGCAAACUUCACGGCAUGAAUGAUCAAACUGCAUGUCACCGAUAAGACUCUGUCACAAGCACCUGGAAUGAAAUGCCUCACAUUCUUUAAACAGAUCUAGGUUAUUUAGAGAGAUAAUACUCAUCCAGAAGAAUUGGUGUUGGAAGGAUGUAGAUACCAAGGAGGGAUUGGAAUUGUUGAGUAUGGGACAAAGUGGGUCAGAGUAAGGGAUGAAACAGAAACAGGGAAAUUGGGCUGGGGAUCAGGAAACCUUUCCUAAUUGUGACUUCUACUAUCCUGUGGAAUAAUGUCCUUAGGGAAGCAGUGGAAGACCAAUCAUAGGAGACAUAAAACUAGAUUGGAGAAAACAAUGGA
This is a messenger RNA of Chrysemys picta bellii (western painted turtle), 4107 nucleotides long. Lineage: Eukaryota; Metazoa; Chordata; Testudines; Emydidae. The record is from RefSeq and is a predicted model, not a curated record.